Molecule: messenger RNA, 1383 nt
Organism: Coprinopsis cinerea okayama7#130
Lineage: Eukaryota; Fungi; Basidiomycota; Agaricomycetes; Agaricales; Psathyrellaceae
Exons: 2
Coding region: 1-1383 (460 amino acids)
Source: RefSeq, a predicted model, not a curated record
AUGCCUUCCAAGAAAUCGAAACCCAAGGCGCUCAAGGCCUCCAACCAGGAUGCGCACUUUCAGCUCGUGCUCGAGGCGGCGCAGAGGGUCGUUCAGGUCCUCACCUCGCAUAAUCUGCCGUGUGCCGUGUUUGGGAGUUUGGCCAGUCGGUUGUAUGGAGCUUCUAGAUGUCCCAAGGACGUAGACCUCCUCGUUUCCCAACCCGCUUCUUCUUCUUCCGAGGACUCCCAACAGCUCCUAACGCCCCAACAACUCAAAACCCUCAUCCUCGACACAGACCCGCAACACUUCUUCCUCACCCUCCCGCGGGACCCCACAGCGCCCUACCGAAUCCUCCACUACCGCAAAUGGUACAUGGGUCCCGAAUGCAAAGUGGACAUCCUCGUCCCGGGGAUCAUGCACCUCCCCUCCAUACCCCCUUCGUACACCACACUCGUCGAGGGUGUACCCCUUGUCCCGUUUGAGCUGUUGUUGUUGCACAAGUUGCAGGGGUGGGAUGAUCAUAGGCGGAUGGUGGACGAGCCGCAUAAGAUGAGGAAGCAGUAUCAGGAUGCGGCGGAUGUGAGGCGGUUGAUGGGGAUGCAGGAGGUUAUGAGGGGGUUGUUUGUGAAGGGGAAGGGGAGGACGAGGGGGGCGAGCGCCUCCACCUCUACCGCUGCCACCUCCACCGCUGCCACCAAGUCAACCACCGCUGCCACCACCACCCCCGCCGCCCAGGACGACGAAGACCCACCACCCCUCUGGUGGCGCAACCCCGCCCUCUUCUCACCCGAGUUCCAAGAGCUCACGGAGAGACGGGUGCAGGACUACUGCCUCGCCUUCCCUGAGCGCGCGAGAAGGUGGAGGGCGCUCGGGUUCGACGUGCCUGAGCCUGAUGCGUUGGCUAAGGUUAGGGAGAAGGCGAAGGCUAAGGGGAAGGGCAAGGGCAAGGGCAAAGCUGGGGACAAGGGUCAAGGCAAAGGCAAUGGGGAAGGGGAAGGUGGGGAGCGAAAUGGGGGUGGAGGAGGUGAGGACGACGACGACGAUGAUGACGACGACGACGCGGGAGGCGAUGAAAAGCCCCACCUCGACCUCGACGCGGACGACGACGACGACCAACCCCAGGACGACACCUUCCAACCACGCGCUCUGAGAGCUCCGAAUCGACACCCGAGUCGACAUCGACGCCUGCGCUCAGAUCCUAUAAUCCACAACUCCAAUAAUUUCGACGACGAGCCCGAACCCACUGCUACUAGCACCACGGGUAUCACCAGUAGCGGUAGUAGGACUACUGGCGACUCGGACGGUGUAGGGGAGCUGGACUUGGAGCCUGUAAAGUUUGCGGGGCUGUCUGCGUCGCCGUUGGCUCAUGUUCGUGUUGAUAAUGUGUUUGGCGAUGAGUAG